AUGUUUUCCUCAUCAAUCAAACAAAUCUUGAGAACUCCAGUUGUUAAACGUUCAAUAAUCUCAACUGUUCGUCCAACAAGCACAACUUUAAGAUUAACCACUUUAAACAGAAUCUCAGCCGUCAGAAACUACUCUGGUGCCCAUGAUGAAGAAACUUUUGAAGAAUUCACAGCUAGAUUCGAAAAAGAAUUUGAAGAAGCUUAUGAUUUAUUUGAAGUUCAACGUGUUUUAAACAAUGCAUUCUCAUAUGAUUUAGUUCCAUCUCCAGCUGUUAUUGAAAAAGCUUUAAGAGCCGCAAGAAGAGUUAACGAUUUCCCAACUGCUGUUAGAGUUUUCGAAGGUUUGAAAUACAAAGUUGAAAAUGCUGAACAAUACAAAGCUUACUUGGAUGAAUUGAAAACCGUUAGAGAAGAAUUAGGUAUCUCUUUGAAAGAAGAUUUAUUCCCAGAAUCUGUUAAUGAAAAACAUUUCAAUUAA
Messenger RNA from Hansenula anomala, 477 nucleotides. It is a transcript of the gene COX6, whose product is annotated as cytochrome c oxidase subunit VI. Bases 1 to 477 code for a protein of 158 amino acids. The record is from RefSeq and is a predicted model, not a curated record. Lineage: Eukaryota; Fungi; Ascomycota; Saccharomycetes; Phaffomycetales; Wickerhamomycetaceae. Gene Ontology annotation, cellular component: mitochondrial inner membrane. The transcript is spliced from 2 exons. Gene Ontology annotation, biological process: mitochondrial electron transport, cytochrome c to oxygen.